Molecule: messenger RNA, 1042 nt
Organism: Etheostoma cragini (Arkansas darter)
Lineage: Eukaryota; Metazoa; Chordata; Actinopteri; Perciformes; Percidae
Product: phospholipase A and acyltransferase 4-like
Exons: 4
Coding region: 358-795 (145 amino acids)
Biological process (GO): N-acylphosphatidylethanolamine metabolic process
Cellular component (GO): cytoplasm
Molecular function (GO): A2-type glycerophospholipase activity; glycerophospholipid phospholipase A1 activity
Source: RefSeq, a predicted model, not a curated record
GACGUAACCGUAACCAAGUGGUGUCCCAUUUCAUAGGGGUAUGUUUUUACCCCUAGCCCUUACCACUUGGUUUUGAGGGACAAGGGCUAGGGGUAAGACAAAGGGGGUAGGGAAAGGGGUGAGAAAGAGAAAUGGGAUUCAGCCUUUGACCUAACACUUCCUCACAUACAACUGGUACAACUGGUUGUAUAGUGUGUACUUUUUGCUUAUAAUCUGUCUGUUUGCAUCUUGUGUUUGACGCUCGUUAUCAGGUGAGCACACUCGUUUCUGAGCUAUAGCUGUAACCGAGGUCACUUAGGUUUCUGUCUCCGGCAGCAGGUUGCUGCUACUCUUACAGAUAGAAGAAGAACUGAAGACAUGGAUCCAGCAAAGUUUGAUGCAAAGCCCGGAGACCUAAUCGAGAUCUCCCGUGGGUUAUACCAGCACUGGGCCCUCUACAUCGGUAACAUGGAAGUCGUUCAUUUUACCGCUGGAGAUGGUGAUAUUGGCGUGGAGGGCUGGGGGAAGGUGAAGCGGGAGAACAUCUGGAAAGUGGUGGGCAAUGAUAAGUUCCACGUCAACAACUCCUUAGAUGACAAGUACCCGCCUCGUGAGAUCGACAUCAUCGUGAAGGAGGCCAUCGGCAUGGUGGAUCACAAGCGGUGGUACUCCCUCUCGAUUAGCAACUGCGAGCACUUUGUCACAAAGCUACGAAACAACAUGGCAGUGUCUCGACAGGUGGGUAACGAGGUUCUCACAGCACUUCACGUUCUGACUGGGGCUGAAUCCCUUGUUAAAGAUGUCGACAAAAAAUAAAGGAGACAACCAAUGAGAGAACCAAGAAGACAAAACAACUGACAGCAAUGAGACAGCAAGACGAAAGGAAAGAUCCUGCCAUUGUUUGAGUCAGUUAACCUGGCACGGAGUAUGAUUUAAACAUUGUAACGUAAUAACGUUGGUGUAUUGCUGUCAACACACACACACCCACACACACACACCCACACACACACACACACGCGCACACACACACACAGUAUAUGAGAUUAGGCAAGCUUUUGUGGAG